Messenger RNA from Protopterus annectens (West African lungfish), 1029 nucleotides. Its product is annotated as trace amine-associated receptor 7a-like. Gene Ontology annotation, biological process: G protein-coupled receptor signaling pathway. The transcript has a single exon. Gene Ontology annotation, cellular component: membrane. Bases 1 to 1029 code for a protein of 342 amino acids. The record is from RefSeq and is a predicted model, not a curated record. Lineage: Eukaryota; Metazoa; Chordata; Ceratodontiformes; Protopteridae. Gene Ontology annotation, molecular function: trace-amine receptor activity.
AUGAGUUCAUCUGAUUUGAACACAGGAAACCUUCAACAAUGUUAUGAAAAUAUCAAUGGAUCCUGCACAAGAACUCCACGGUUAUUUACUGAACAGACAUUACUUUACAUUAUCUUUACCUUUGUUGAUGUUCUCUGUGUCACUGGAAACUUGAUGGUUAUUAUCUCAGUCUCUUAUUUCAAACAACUUCAUUCAUCUUCUCACUUGCUUGUUCUCUCACUGGCAUUUGCAGACUUUUUAUUGGGACUUCUUGUACUCCCUUUUAAUAUUAUCAGAUUCAUUGAAUCCUGCUGGUACUUUGGAGAAGAAUUUUGCAGACUUCAUACUUGUAUUGAUGGGAUGUGUUGCCUGGCAUCUAUUUUUCAUCUUUGCUUUAUUUCUAUAGAUCGUUAUUAUGCAGUUAGUGACCCUUUAACAUAUCCUAUAAAAUUUACUGCAUCAGUUACAGGCUUCUUUAUAGGUAUAGGGUGGCUGUUGCCUGUAAGUCAUUCACUAACUCUCGUUUACUCAAAUGCAAAUAAUCAUGGAAAUGAUGAUUUUAUUGCAGCUCUUCCAUGCAAAGGCAGUUGUCAGUUAAUGUUUACUAAAUUAUGGGUGCUGUUAAACAUGUUAAUAUUUCUCAUUCCCUUUAUAGUAAUGCUGGGCAUGUACUCUAAGGUGUUCAUUAUUGCAAAGAAACAAGCUAGAAUGAUAGAAAGUGCAGCAUGUAAAACUGUCAGUGUGGAGCAAUAUAAUAACCAAGUAGCAAAGCGAGAACGAAAGGCUGCAAAAACAUUAGGCAUAGCUGUUGGGGCAUUUGCCAUAUGCUGGUUUCCAUAUUUUGUAGAUAGCAUGAUUAACACACUUUUUAGUGUUAUCACACCUCAGGCUGUUUCAUAUACCUUUUUAUGGAUUGCUUAUCUCAAUUCAGCAUUAAAUCCAUUGAUUUAUGCUUUCUUUUACCCUUGGUUUCGUGAAACACUUAAGCUUAUUCUGACCUGCAAGAUUUUGAAAUCUGAUUAUUCUGACAUAGAUUUAUUCAAUGACUGA